Molecule: messenger RNA, 1002 nt
Organism: Phialemonium atrogriseum
Lineage: Eukaryota; Fungi; Ascomycota; Sordariomycetes; Cephalothecales; Cephalothecaceae
Exons: 3
Coding region: 1-1002 (333 amino acids)
Molecular function (GO): arylformamidase activity
Source: RefSeq, a predicted model, not a curated record
AUGUCGCCCAACAAGAUCCCGCCCAGACCUCCAUUCGACUCACUGCCGCUGGACAAAGAUGGGCCAGGGGGCAAUGCCUGGGGACUCUACGGGCCAGACGACGAGCUCGGCGCCCUGAACAUGCUGACGCCAGAGGUGGUGGCCUCAGCGGCAUCCGAGAUCAAGACGGGCGAGCGAGUGUCCCUGGACUGGCAACUGAACAAGCCCUCAAGGCCGAACUUUGGUCGAAAAAACUUUGAAUGGGAGAUGCGGAACAUGAGCGGAGUCUCCGUGAAUGAUGAUUUGCUGCACUUCAACACCCAGUCCAGCACGCAGUGGGAUGGGUUCCGGCAUUUCGGAUACCAGGGCGCCAAGCGGUAUUACGGUGGUCGCAGCCAGGAGGAUCUUGAAAAGACGGGAGUCUUGGGCAUUGACGCGUGGGUUGAGAAAGGAGGCAUUGUCGGCCGUGGGGUGCUCUUGGAUUACGUCUCGUUCUGCCAGCGCCACUCGAUCACCGUCGAUCCCCUCACCAGCGCGCCAAUCACCCUGGACCAAAUCAAGCAACUCGUCCAGGAGCAGGCCGUCACCUUCAGGCCCGGCGACAUCCUCUUCAUACGCGGUGGCUUCACCCAAGCAUAUAAUGCUCUUGACGAAGCCGGACAGGUCACCCUUGGACAACGCCCCACGUCAGAGUAUCUUGGGGUAGAGUCGACGCCAGCGAUGCUGCGAUGGAUAUGGGACAACGGAUUCGCUGCUGUUGCCGGCGAUAUGGUAACUUUCGAACAAGCACCAGUGGGGAUAUCAUGGAGUGGCAAAGAUGUGGACGAGGCUAAGAAAGACGGAGGGCUUCUGCACCAGGUCUUGCUGAGUGGGUGGGGAGUCCCUAUCGGUGAGAUGUUUGAUCUGGAUGCAUUGAGCGAGACGUGUAGGCGACUUAACCGGUGGACUUUCUUCGUCUCCAGUGUGCCCUUAAAGGUCCCUGGCGGUGUUGCAAGUCCCCCAAAUGCCGUGGCAAUAUUCUAA